Messenger RNA from Spodoptera litura, 1417 nucleotides. RefSeq lists its product as uncharacterized. The record is from RefSeq and is a predicted model, not a curated record. NCBI's taxonomy places the organism in Eukaryota, Metazoa, Arthropoda, Insecta, Lepidoptera, Noctuidae.
AUAUGUGUGGCGGCUUAGUAACCGCAAAUUGCUGAGUUGCAUUAUUGUCGAAACCUGGGAGCGCGGGCGCUCGGCUCGCCAGUCGCGUACGUCACACCGCCCUGCCUCGACAUCUACAUAUACACAAGGACACGCACAACACUGGUGACCCAUCGACGUUUGCAAAUUACGUAAUUUCGUGUGACAAAAGAGUAGGCGACUCACUAAGUGCUCGAGGCAGAGGCAUAUGAACCGCGUGGUGCAAAGUGCAGAAGUGAGGUUAUUAAGCAACGCGCACAUAUCCGCUCAUCAAAAUGAACCCGCAACUGGUACCUGGUACUCCAGGCGCUACUCCAGCAACGGCAGCGGACAUAGCGAUGGUUACGGUGCAAAUGAGAGUUCCAGAAUUUUGGAGAGAACUACCGAGGUCGUGGUUCUGUCAAUUCGAGGCGAUUAUGGCACCACAGAAACAAGGCGACACGCAGAAGUACGACAUGGUGUUGGCAAAAUUACCCACAGACGUUUUGCAGCAGGUAACCGAUAUUAUCGAAGUACCACCGGAAUCACGCAAGUACGAGAUCAUAAAAGAGCGCUUACUGUUGGUUUAUGAAGAGAGUGCAGACAAACAAUUUCAGAAAUUGAUGCACGAAAUGGACCUGGGCACACAAAAACCGUCGCAGUUACUCAGGAAGAUGACAACGCUAGCAAAAAAAUGCAAUCUGACAGAAGAACCACUCAAGAGGCUAUGGUUAGACAAGCUCACACCUAAUGUGCGCGCACUACUGGCAAUGAGUGAGGAUACCAAGUUGGAGGAGAUGGCCAAGAAGGCGGAUAAAAUAUUAGAAACCCUUGGAAGCGGCGAGGUUGCAUCUAUAACGCCGAGUACGUCGACAGCAGGACCCAGCGAAAACGACAGCGUAGCUAAUCACUUAAAAGAAUUAGCAAUGGAAAUGAAGGAAUUGCGUGGAGAAAUAAAUGAGAUCAGGAACAGAAACAGAGGCAGCGCAAGAGACACAGACGGAGGUGGGCGAUGGCAACAACGUCCCAGAUCCAAAAGCCGGACGCGGCGAACACCAGAUUCUCCCGACUGGCUAUGCAGACACCAUUACCGCUACAGGAGCAAUGCGCGGACGUGUGAAGCACCGUGCAGCUGGGCCAAGAAGCAGCGGAAGCAGGAAAACUAGACGCGGUGCAGUCAGCAUCGGUGGAAGAUUGUGCCGCGGGGAACCACCGACUUUGUGUGAAAGACUACAAAACGGGAAUUGUGUACCUUGUCGACACGGGUGCUAACGUGUCAGUGAUACCUGUGAGUAAAGUGAGAUCAAAACAAAAACAAGAGUGCACGUAUAAGCUUUUCGCAGCAAAUAAUACAGAAAUCAGAACCUACGGUGUAGUGACUCUAGAAUUAAAUUUAGGAUUACGUAGAAGUUAUAAGUGG